AUGCAACAGCUGGUAGAAAAGGUCCAGGAGUAUAAACAACCGCUCUACAUCGCCUUCAUUGACUUUACCAAAGCCUUCGACUCAAUAGAGCACUGUUACCUAUGGCAAGCCUUAGAGAGAGAUGGUUGCUCGACCUCUAUAAGUCUGGAGAAUGAUAUCCUAGAAACAGUAGAUAGUUUUACGUAUUUAGGAAAAACGAUAUCGUUCAAGAGCUCUACCCAAGGCGACGAACUAAAUAAAAGAAUUUCGAAUGCGUGGAAAAGGUGGACGCGGGAGAGCACAGUCUGGUGUCCACGCUACAUAGCGCGGCGCCGUGGCAGGCCCCGCACGCGGUGGCGCGCAGAGCUGGAGGAGUUCGACGGCCUUGGAGUGCUCUGGACGCGCCUGGUAGCUGACAGAGAUUACUGGAAGAAAAGGGGGGAGGCCUUUGCCCGCAUUUGGGAUGACCUCUGA
Maniola jurtina (meadow brown) is the source of this 453-nucleotide messenger RNA. RefSeq lists its product as uncharacterized. The record is from RefSeq and is a predicted model, not a curated record. Lineage: Eukaryota; Metazoa; Arthropoda; Insecta; Lepidoptera; Nymphalidae. The transcript has 3 exons. Bases 1 to 453 code for a protein of 150 amino acids.